This is a messenger RNA of Chelmon rostratus (copperband butterflyfish), 1550 nucleotides long. It is a transcript of the gene polr1h, whose product is annotated as RNA polymerase I subunit H. The record is from RefSeq and is a predicted model, not a curated record. Gene Ontology annotation, biological process: DNA-templated transcription; termination of RNA polymerase I transcription. The transcript has 5 exons. The coding region runs from base 94 to 450 and encodes 118 amino acids. Gene Ontology annotation, cellular component: RNA polymerase I complex. Gene Ontology annotation, molecular function: nucleic acid binding; zinc ion binding; DNA-directed RNA polymerase activity. NCBI's taxonomy places the organism in Eukaryota, Metazoa, Chordata, Actinopteri, Chaetodontiformes, Chaetodontidae.
CCCGUGCACAUGCCGAGCUUAACGUAACACAAGCUACAGAUACGUUUCAUCUUGCCAUUGCGGGCCUAGUGCUGGUGCUCCUUCUCUUCAGAGAUGUCGUGCUUUGGUGGUGAUCCCAACUUCUGCCCAGAAUGUGGGAGCAUUCUUCCUCUCCCAGGAAUACAGGACACGGUGCGCUGCCCCCGCUGCUCCUUCUGCAUCCCUGUAACAGAGUUCGCAGGCCAGGAGAUCUGCUCUACAGUCAUCUUCAACCUUGUGGAGCAGUCAUCGCUGGCUUCAGAGGUCCAGGAGGACUCUCAACUGAAGGGACCUGUGAUUGACAGACGCUGCUCUCGUUGCAAUAAAGAGGGGAUGAUUUACCACACCAGACAGAUGAGAUCUGCAGAUGAAGGACAGACUGUCUUCUUCACCUGUACACACUGCAGGUAUCAAGAGAAGGAGGACUCCUGAGAAGAAAUCUGGCUCAGAUCUCUCCAUUCAUCUCCAUGCAUCUGAUUUCAUGUCUGUUAGUGUUGGUUUUAGAUGGUUGGAUGCUUUCUCAACACAUUGGACUGGAUUGAAAAUUGUAAGACGCAAACAGUCAUUGGGCCUUUCACCUCUACUCUGUACAAUGAGGCUGUGCACUGCAGAGCAUCACAGUGACUGUUCCUGGAUUAUUGGCAUUCACACUGAUGGUGUGUAAAGUUUGCUAAAUAAUCUUAACUCAGGGUCUACUACUGGCGCUUUUCCCCCCAGAACUCUUUCCUUUCCUAUCUCCUUGAUGAUCUUGUACUGAUGAAUGAGUGAGAUAUAGCUGACAGCUGCAGAAAGUGCUCCAAAGAGGAUUUUUUAAACUACAGUCAAGAAUGAACUUUAAUGCAGAACAAACUUUGUUUAUUUAAGAUGUAACAAUUAUACAGCUGAAGUUGUUUCUAAUAAAAUGUUGUUAAAGCUAUAUUAUUAUUAUUAUUAUUACUAUUAUUAUUGGCCUGUUGGAGCAUCAAACAAGCUGUAAACACAACAUUAACAUAUUAUCAUCUUGGAAACUUGUUGUGGUGAAUGUGUUAGUAAAACAGUUGCUACAUCGAACAGAAACAAGGUGACAUUAUUUAAAGUCUAAGGAGGGUUGAAUCUAGAGCAAUUCUGUCAAUUCAACGAUUCAACCCACCUUGGAUAACCCUGGAUGACUGAGGGUCUCCACAGACAUGAACUGGAGUCGUGCUUGUUUUCUCUUGAUGAAAGUAAGUCCAAUACUCUCUCUGUGUUAGCUUUGUUUUGGUUUCCAGCAGUUCCUGUGAAAAUGAUCAGGCUUUUUAUCUGCUGGUGUUGAACAGAUAUUGGAGCUUUUUCACUGAAAACAGUUUCCUGCUGCUGUUGGAAGUGUAGUCGGUGAGAGUUGAGUUUUUUACUGUGGACAGAAAUCUAAUCACACUAACAGGCACAACUCUUAUAGCAUAGUACAUAUUAACAACAGAUAGUAUAUGUACAUGAUACAACACAGUGGAUCUAAUAAUAAUGAAAGUGUAACUAAUAGUAAUAGCAGUUGCAGUGGUUGUCAGGCAGGGCCACGG